AUGAGCAGAGGGGGCACAUUGUUUCUCAGAAAUAAUGGAUUUUUCAGACAGUUCUGUAAUCACACGCAUCCUCCGAAUGGCAAGAAUCCAUCCACUUCAACGGCGACUUUGGAACUUGCAACUAAGCAACAGCUAUAUAUGCUAGAUCAAAAUUCCCCAGGAUCCGUUUUCUUUUUACCUCAUGGAACACGUAUAUUCAACAAGCUUUUGAAAUUUAUGAAGCUCCAACAAGAAAAGCAAGGUUUCACUGAAGUUAUUACACCAUUAAUGUACAAGAAACAACUUUGGGAAACAUCUGGACAUUGGGCAAAAUAUGCAGAAGACAUGUUUAGAGUGGAGGGUAAUGACCAGUCCAAAUUUGAUGAAUCAGAAAGGAACGACGUUUAUGGGCUGAAGCCGAUGAAUUGUCCAGGACAUUGUCUUGUUUUCAAAAGAUUCAAUAGGUCAUAUAAAGAACUACCGGUCAGAUUCAGUGACUGGUCAAGUUUACACCGGAAUGAAGCAAGUGGAGCACUGACUGGAUUAACUAGAGUGCGUAGGUUUCACCAAGAUGAUGGCCAUAUCUUUUGUACGCAUGAUCAAGUUGGUGAAGAAAUCUCCAAGACUAUUAAAUUGAUAAAAAUUUGUUAUGGUGUUUUUGGUUUGAGCAAAUUUAGAAUGUUGUUGUCGACUAGACCGGAUAACUAUAUUGGCAGUUUGGAAGAUUGGAGUCGUGCCGAAUCUGAGCUAUCCAAAGUUUUGGAUUCUGAGCUAGGGGUCAGCAAUUGGUCAUUAAGAGAAGGUGACGGUGCGUUCUACGGCCCAAAGAUUGAUAUUCUACUGACGGACCAAUUUGGUAAGGAACACCAGGCAGCAACAAUUCAGUUAGAUUUUCAACUACCUCAAAGAUUUGAACUUGAAUAUCAAAACGAUAAAGACGAUUAUGACGUACCUAUCAUGAUACAUAGGGCGAUUUUUGGAUCUGUUGAAAGAUUUAUGGCAUUGUUGAUUGAUCACUACGCUGGAAAGUGGCCCUUUUGGUUAUCUCCAAGACAGGCAAUUGUGAUUCCGAUCAAUGAUGCACAUAAAGAACAUGCGAAGAAAGUUGUCAAGGAGUUGAGCAACGAACAUGAAGAUUUCGAUGCACCCACAAAGCUAAGUGAAAAGAAGUUUUAUGUUGAUCUGGAUGACAGAAAUGAAACUAUUGGAUUCAGAACUAAAGAUGCUAUCAGUAAAGGUUACAAUUACAUCAUAUUGAUUGGUGAUAAGGAGAUUGAAACUGGGAAGCUAGCAAUUAGAUCUCGUGAUAAUCGUAAGAUUGAAAACAUUCCAGUUGAACAGAUCAUUCAGAAAUUUAACAACCUUGAAGAUCAAUAUAAUUGA
Pichia kudriavzevii is the source of this 1362-nucleotide messenger RNA. RefSeq lists its product as uncharacterized. Gene Ontology annotation, molecular function: threonine-tRNA ligase activity; ATP binding. Gene Ontology annotation, biological process: mitochondrial threonyl-tRNA aminoacylation. The record is from RefSeq and is a predicted model, not a curated record. Gene Ontology annotation, cellular component: cytoplasm. Bases 1 to 1362 code for a protein of 453 amino acids. The transcript has a single exon. NCBI's taxonomy places the organism in Eukaryota, Fungi, Ascomycota, Pichiomycetes, Pichiales, Pichiaceae.